This is a messenger RNA of Adineta steineri, 828 nucleotides long. NCBI's taxonomy places the organism in Eukaryota, Metazoa, Rotifera, Eurotatoria, Adinetida, Adinetidae. The record is from the annotation of a GenBank genome assembly.
AUGGAACAAAUAAGAAGAGUAGAUAAUAAUAAAAGACAAAAAUUAUUACUAAUAACAAAAUUUGAAAAUUUAUCAAAUGAACUUUUAUUUGAAAUAUUUGAAUACUUAUACUUUCAUGAAUCAUUAUAUCUUAAUAAAAUUCAAUGUAAUGCAAUUGAAAUAAUUUUAAAUUCAUUAAAAUCAUUACCAAUGUUAACUUCAUUAGCAACAAAACCAAAUAACUUAUUAUCUUAUAUUCCAAAUAUACGACAAUUAUCGUUGAAGAAUAUUGAUAGACGUAAUACAAUUCGAACACAUAACCAAACAAUUAUUUUAAAUGAUUUAACUCAUGUAUCUCUCAAAUUGUAUUCUAUCCAUUUUAAUGUUUUUGAAUUAUUAGUGAAAGACUUUUUUCGAUUAGUACAAGUUUUAUGUCUUACAUCAUUAUAUUAUGGUUUUGUUGAAAAUCAAGAAUAUUUAGAUGCGCAUUUUUGAACAAAUCCUCUUUCAUUUGAACAAAAUCAACAAUUUCAAUCUGUAUUGCAUGCUAAUAGAAUUAAAAAUGUUACAAUCAGAAAAGAAAUAACAUUAGAUAAAAUGAAAUUAUGUACUCAUCUUUUCUCUCAAUUGGAAUCCUUAACAAUUAGUUUAUGUAAAACUGAUUUAGAAUCGAUUGUUAUAUUUAUUCUAUUGGAAUUGCAACAUCAUAUUCGUUAUUUAUCAUCAUUAUGUAUUUCAAAACAACAUAAAGAUUUUUUAGAACCAAUGAAAAAUUUAAUUGAUUCAGAAAAACUUAUUCCAAAUUACACAAUAAAACUUAUUAAUAAAAGAGUUCAUUUGUGGUGGUAA